This is a messenger RNA of Rana temporaria (common frog), 689 nucleotides long. RefSeq names its product translocase of inner mitochondrial membrane domain containing 1 (gene TIMMDC1). Gene Ontology annotation, cellular component: mitochondrion. NCBI's taxonomy places the organism in Eukaryota, Metazoa, Chordata, Amphibia, Anura, Ranidae. The record is from RefSeq and is a predicted model, not a curated record.
UGGUGUGAGCUCCGGGCUGUCGGCGUAUCGGGAUAAAGUCGUCUUCGGUCACUUUGCAGCGGCUGGAGCGGUCACCGGCGGUCUGUUCCGGAUUAAUCUCGGUCUGAGGGGUCUGAUUGGUGGAUCCGUCAUUGGAGCCAUGUUGGGGGUCCCGGUGGGGGCGCUGGCCUCGGGGUUGCAGGCCCUGUUGGGGGAGGAUCUGCGGGAAUACAAGCGCAGACAACACCGCCAACUAUAUGAAGAGAAGGUGCAGGAAUGGACUGAGCGAUUGCAGCUCACCGACGUCAUCGUGCAAGACAUGCAAACUGCGGACACGGAAUCGGCUUCCAGUCAGAUGGAGAAGAUCACAGAACUGCUGCGGCAGCCGCGGAACCCGGAUCAGGGGCGGGAGGAGUGAGACUCUUCCAGACUGCCGGUCACCGGGAGCGCUGAGCAGAGACUGGGACCGCCUCCUGUGUGAUGACAUCACAGUAUAUUACUGUGGGACUUUCCUCUUCCUGUAGAGGCAGGAAGUGACACAGGGACAGGAUGUCCUCUGUAUACGGGUAACGCUCGGGGUGGGGGUGCUGGCGAUGUGCGGCGCUCACCCCCGGAUCCCAGCUGUCUCUGGACUGUCAGGACCUACCUCUGAGGGACAGUAGGUCGUUCUGGGAGGAUCUCCACCAAUAAAUCUAUCACAUAUCUCUGUA